GUAGGCUAGGAAAUGACCCAGCUACUUCACCUCCACCUCCAGGGGUCAACAGGCUACUUCACCUCCACCUCCAGGGGUCAACAGGCUACUUCACCUCCACCUCCAGGGGUCAACAGGCUACUUCACCUCCACCUCCAGGGGUCAACAGGCUACUUCCCCUCCACCUCCAGGGGUCAACAGGCUACUUCCCCUCCACCUCCAGGGGUCAACAGGCUACUUCACCUCCACCUCCAGGGGUCAACAGGCUACUUCCCCUCCACCUCCAGGGGUCAACAGGCUACUUCCCCUCCACCUCCAGGGGUCAACCUCCAGGGAUCAACAGGCUACUUCCCCUCCACCUCCAGGGAUCAACAGGCUACUUCCCCUCCACCUCCAGGGAUCAACAGGCUACUUCACCUCCACCUCCAGGGAUCAACAGGCUACUUCACCUCCACCUCCAGGGGUCAACAGGCUACUUCACCUCCUCCUCCAGGGGUCAACCUCCAGGGGUCAACAGGCUACACUUCAAUACUCAAACCAAGAUCUGUCACUGACUGCAGCUCACCAACAUGACAAAUAAAACAUGUAAUCACAAAAAAAGCUUUCCACCUGUCUAAUGAUUAGCUAACGAGCCAUAUCUAACAGUUAGAAAUAAUGACAAAGGAAUUUACAAGAGACAGCAAACAGCAAACAUGUAACUACCGAAAAAAACAUUCUUUGAAGUUCAAUGCAGACUUUUAUACUAAGUCAUGAUCUGCUGUUAGCUAGCUACUGUUUAGGUAGACUAACCUUUCAGGUUAACUGACAUUAGCUAAACUUGUGAUGAAACUGUGUGAUGUUGCUAAUCUUGCUUUUGAAAUAAAAGAUAAAUUACUGAAUA
This is a messenger RNA of Salvelinus namaycush (lake trout), 859 nucleotides long. RefSeq names its product glutenin, high molecular weight subunit DX5-like. The record is from RefSeq and is a predicted model, not a curated record. The transcript is spliced from 3 exons. Lineage: Eukaryota; Metazoa; Chordata; Actinopteri; Salmoniformes; Salmonidae. The coding region runs from base 13 to 552 and encodes 179 amino acids.